This is a messenger RNA of Linum tenue, 1422 nucleotides long. The record is from the annotation of a GenBank genome assembly. NCBI's taxonomy places the organism in Eukaryota, Viridiplantae, Streptophyta, Magnoliopsida, Malpighiales, Linaceae.
GUCUCUUUUCCCUCGCUAUCCCACCCUCAAAACUUCCCUUCCUCAAGUUCCCAUUCACAAAGUAAGGGUUUCUACUUUCUACAGUCGCAUCUCCUCCCUGCACUCAACCACGCAUCUCCGCCGUAAGCAAAUUUUCAAUUUUGCGUUCAAUUCCACUUCCAUAUCCCUCAAGUUUGGUUGCGCGCGCACUCCAUAGCCACAGUCGCCGAAGUUAGUUUUCCUUUCAGGAUGGACGAUUCUCCAGACAUUUUGUCUCAAUUGAAUAUUUCCAAAGAGGAGAAAGACAAGCUCGUUGCAGAAGUGAUUCGCCAUGUGCUUUUCAAGAAUCACCAGAACUCAGGUUGCCCUAUUAAGAGGGAUGAGCUCAUUCAGAUAAUUACUAGAAACUACCGUCAGCGGCAGCUUCCCAGUCUCGUCAUUGAGGAGGCCACAGAGAAGCUUUCCUCCAUUUUCGGGCUCGAAAUGAGGGAGCUUCAGCGUGCUCGUCCCAUGUCGAACAACCACAAGCGUGGUUCUUCUCAGCCAAGUACUGCUGAUGCUAAAUCCUACGUUGUUAUGAGCAAACUAUCUGCUGAUGUGUAUGGGAAGUAUGUCGAGGAUGUUAAUACUGCACAUUUGACUGGAUUUACCUUUGUUGUUAUUAGCAUUGUGCAGCUCGCUGGAGGCCAAAUACCGGAAGACAAUCUUUGGCUUCAAUUGACACGGUUGGGACUGCAUGAGGCGGAUGAGCAUCACCCUGUCCUUGGAAAUAUUAAGCAGGCAGUGGAGACCCUAGUGCAGCAAAGGUAUUUGCAAAAAGGCAAAGUGAAUGGUCCUGAUGGUAGUUCUGUAACCUAUGAGCUUGCUGAAAGGGCAUUAGAUGGACCAGUGAGUGAGAAAAUUAAAGAGUACAUAUCCCAGGUUGCAAAAGAGGAUGUUGCUUUCGUAGAAGUCGAAUGAAUCAACUUUGCAGUCGGCUACUCACUAGAGGCAUAACGGGAUUUAGUCAUUUUUGCAAGCAGACAUCUUAGUUGUCCUACCAUUUGAUUCUUCUUGUUUCUUGCUCCAUCUCUUGCAGCCUAAGUGUGAUUUUGCCUCUAGACAUACUGCGAAUGCAGAAGUAAAUAGUUGGGUGUUGGAAUCUUUUUUGCUGAAACAAUGAGGCCUGUCCUUGAGUAACUUCAUUUAGCUGCCCCUUAGAUGAUCUGGCUUGCAUUGCUGGGAUACGAGAAAGCCAGUGAUUUGAGAUUUCUAUGUAUGGCACUGACCUGACAAAUCCUACUGUCCAUUUUGUUUCGGCUGAGUGCAGCGAGUUUUCAUGUCAGGUUGCGUUUGUUUACUGAUGGUUUUGUCUGGAAAUUGUGCUCAGACGUACGUUGAAGAAAACAUGCCGUCCUAAUACUUAUAUGCCGUUAGGUUAAUACUUAAAUUGUCCAUUCAUUU